AUGCUAGCUCGUUUGCUGCGUCGACCCCGACCUUUCGGCCCCCAACAUGGGGGCCGUUGCUCUGCCGCUUCUCUCAGCUUACACCGAUCCCGCACACAAAUCAAUCGCGCGGUCAUCACGCGACUGCUUCGUCUCAUUGACUCGAAGCAGCAGAUUCAGCACUAUCUUGACGAGUUUCACCCGUCCCAGGGCGACUCUUUGGCCGUGAUCGCUCUAGGGCCAAACGCGCUCUCGUCGCCGGGCUCCACUACUCAGGCACAGCUUGAGCAACUCGCCGACUCGCUGGCUUUUCUACGGCGCGUCGGCCUGUUCCCGAUUGUCGUACAUGGUGAGCUGAAUCUGGAUCUGGGUUUUGCAUCAAAUCCCAGACUGGAGAGACUAGCCAAUCCGUUAAAUCGUUUACAACGCAUCCGAACAGUAAACCAGCAGCUCAGCGCCCUUUUCGAGGGCCGCGAUGUCGAAACACGACCUAUUCCGUCCGGUAUCUUUACGGCUGUCGCGGAAACCGACUGCACAAAGUCUUCCCAUACAGGCAGCGUGACAGAUAUUGUUUCCCAGGGCAUUGAGUCCGCUGUUCGUGCCAGAUCCAUACCGGUCGUGGCGGCGCUGGGCACUUCUUCCGCAGACUCUCGCACGUAUGUGCUGGAUCCGCAUCAUGCCGCCGUGCAUCUAGCGCGAGUGCUACAGCCGUUGCGCAGUAUUUUCCUAUAUCCCAACACCCAGCCCUCAUUGUUGCCGCCAGGCCCCGACGCGUCGACUGCGCUGCAAACUCUCGCUCGCGAACUCGGCCCUGAAGCCAGUAUCAUGCUGGGUCCGGCCACAGCCUUGAGCAAUGUCAUUUUUCCCGAUCCUACGCUCUGGACAAUGCUGCGUCAUCCGCGGACCGUCCAGACUGCCAAUUGCCUUCAGCAGUUCCCUUCUGAAGAGGCCCUCUGUACGGCCCUCCAGCGCCACCUGACCCAUAGUCCGGGCAUUGACAUCGAUGCGGUCCUGUCGCAGCUCGAAUCCAGAGAAUUCGCUGCCUACUUUGACCAUGACCCAACUUCGCCAUCACCGGAACAGACAAUUCAUAACCUCGCGCUCGUCUUUCCGCGAGCAUCCUUUCCCUGGCGUUCUCCCCCUACCUUGCUAUCCGGUCGUCAGGAGGGCUGGGCUUCGAGCUCCACCACCGCGUCUGUUGAGGAAAGCCAUCUCGACGGAAGCAUCUUCGAGCUCACCCUCUUUUCUAUUUCUCAACCAGAUUGGCGCAAUGGCGUGGCUGAGAAAUUUUGGAAUCGCAUUCGCGCAGAUCACGUCUCACUCUGGGGCUCCCUGGCAGAGAGCGAUCCGAGUCUAUCGUGGUGGCUUAAUCGCUCCUCUGGAUCUCUCAAGCGGCGGCCGGAAGAGAGAGUAUACUUGUGGCACGGGGUAGUCACUUAA
Penicillium maclennaniae is the source of this 1419-nucleotide messenger RNA. RefSeq names its product Aspartate/glutamate/uridylate kinase. Bases 1 to 1419 code for a protein of 472 amino acids. Gene Ontology annotation, molecular function: L-glutamate N-acetyltransferase activity, acting on acetyl-CoA as donor; arginine binding. Gene Ontology annotation, biological process: L-arginine biosynthetic process. Gene Ontology annotation, cellular component: mitochondrial matrix. The record is from RefSeq and is a predicted model, not a curated record. The transcript has a single exon. Lineage: Eukaryota; Fungi; Ascomycota; Eurotiomycetes; Eurotiales; Aspergillaceae.